CGUCUGCGGUCGGUCGGUGCGUGCGUGCGCCUCGUCGGUCCGCGUGUGUCUGGCCGAGCGCCCCCUUCCUCUGCGGCCAUGACUCCGCCGCCGCCGCCGCCUCCGCCCCCGGGCCCUGACCCCGCGGCAGACCCCGCCGCGGACCCCUGCCCCUGGCCCGGAUCACUGGUCGUCCUCUUCGGAGCUACGGCGGGUGCGCUGGGACGGGACCUGGGCUCGGACGAGACCGACUUAAUCCUCCUAGUUUGGCAAGUGGUUGAGCCGCGGAGCUGCCAGGUGGGGACGCUGCACAAAUCGCUGGUUCGUGCGGAGGCGGCCGCACUGAGUACGCAGUGCCGCGAGGCGAGCGGCCUGAGCGCCGACAGCCUGGCGAGAGCAGAGCCGCUGGACAAGGUGCUGCAGCAGUUCUCACAGCUGGUGAAUGGGGAUGUGGCUCUGCUGGGCGGGGGCCCCUACAUGCUCUGCACUGACGGGCAGCAGCUAUUGCGACAGGUCUUGCACCCCGAGGCCUCCAGGAAGAACCUGGUGCUCCCCGACAUGUUCUUCUCCUUCUAUGACCUCCGAAGAGAAUUCCAUAUGCAGCAUCCAAGCACCUGCCCUGCCAGGGACCUCACUGUGGCCACCAUGGCACAGGAUUUAGGACUGGAGACAGAUGCCACAGAGGAUGACUUUGGGGUCUGGGAAGUCAAGACAAUGGUAGCUGUUAUCCUCCAUCUACUCAAAGAGCCCAGCAGUCAAUUGUUUUUGAAGCCCGAGGUGAUAAAGCAGAAAUAUGAGACGGGGCCUUGCAGCAAGGCUGAUGUGGUGGACAGUGAGACUGUGGUACGGGCUCGUGGGUUGCCCUGGCAGUCAUCAGACCAGGACGUGGCUCGCUUCUUCAAAGGGCUCAACGUGGCCAGGGGUGGUGUAGCACUCUGCCUCAACGCCCAGGGCCGCAGAAAUGGCGAGGCCCUCAUCCGCUUUGUGGACAGCGAGCAGCGGGACCUAGCGCUGCAGAGACACAAGCACCACAUGGGCGUCCGCUAUAUUGAGGUGUAUAAAGCGACAGGGGAGGAGUUUGUAAAGAUUGCAGGGGGCACAUCACUAGAGGUGGCUCGUUUCUUGUCACGGGAAGACCAAGUGAUCCUGCGGCUGCGGGGACUGCCCUUCUCAGCUGGGCCAACGGAUGUGCUAGGCUUCCUGGGGCCAGAGUGCCCAGUGACGGGGGGUGCUGAGGGGCUGCUCUUUGUGCGCCAUCCUGAUGGCCGGCCGACUGGUGAUGCCUUCGCCCUCUUUGCUUGUGAGGAGCUGGCACAGGCUGCACUGCGCAGGCACAAGGCCAUGCUGGGUAAGCGAUACAUUGAACUCUUCCGGAGCACUGCGGCCGAGGUGCAGCAGGUCUUGAACCGCUAUGCAUCCAGCCCACUCCUUCCCACACUGACUGCCCCACUGCUGCCCAUCCCCUUCCCACUGGCACCUGGGACUGGGAGGGACUGUGUACGCCUCCGAGGCCUGCCCUACACGGCCACCAUUGAAGACAUCCUGAGCUUUCUAGGGGAGGCAGCAGCUGACAUUCGGCCCCAUGGUGUGCACAUGGUGCUCAACCAGCAGGGCCGGCCAUCGGGAGAUGCCUUCAUUCAGAUGACAUCAGCAGAGCGAGCCCUAGCUGCUGCUCAGCGUUGCCAUAAGAAGGUGAUGAAGGAGCGCUACGUGGAGGUGGUCCCCUGUUCCACAGAGGAGAUGAGCCGUGUGCUGAUGGGGGGCACCUUGGGCCGCAGUGGCAUGUCCCCUCCGCCCUGCAAGCUGCCCUGCCUCUCACCACCUACCUACACCACCUUCCAAGCCACCCCAACGCUCAUUCCCACGGAGACGGCAGCUCUAUACCCCUCUUCAGCACUGCUCCCAGCUGCCAGGGUGCCUGCUGCCCCCACCCCUGUUGCCUACUAUCCAGGGCCAGCCACUCAACUCUACCUGAACUACACAGCCUACUACCCAAGCUACCCGCUGAUGACUACACCAGUCUGAUGCCUGUUGGUGACCCACCUCGCACUGUGUUACAAGCCCCCAAGGAAUGGGUGUGUUUGUAGGAGAGAAAGCCAGGAGGUAAGAGCCAGCUGAUAUCCUCAGCGAACAUGUCUCUCCUGAGUCCAGAAGACCAGCACCCUCAACCUGGUAGCUUCUUUCUGGCUUGUCAAAGCUCUCAGAAGGUACCUAGAGGAGCCCAAGCCCCAGCUCCAUCCUCCACUUAUUCUUCUGCCUGUUUCCCCCAAAGACAAUGGCUGGACCCUGCAUGCAGGGCUGGGAGUGGAAUGGGGCUAACCAGCUCCUGAUGGCCUGAGCCAGGCAUCUUGACUGGCAUCUGGAGAGCCCUUUAGUCUGUCCUGGCUGUGGCCCAUGCCAACAGAUAUCGUGGGGCUGACAGGUCCAUGGCAGGCUUGCUUUCUUUUAUAAAAUGGAAGCUCUGGUACCUUCAAUCUAUGACUCCUGGGAGAAUUAAGGGUCCAUCUGAGCCUCUGAGUAAAGAUCCCAAUGUUCUACCUCCCCCUGUCCCUCUGGUGGGGGAUAGGGAGGCAGAGAGAGCCAGCCCCUACCCUCAGAAUAUCUGGACCUCAGAGACCAUGUUGUGCCAGGGGUGGUCCCACCUAAAGAUGCUAGCCCCUCUCCAGGUGGGCAUAAGGAGUAACAGAUGGCAAAACCACAAACUAUUUUGAUGGACUGUGCUGCAGUAUCACCAGAAGACAUUAGGGGGCAGGAGGCCCCCACACAAAACCUUCAGGCUUGAAUUUUAAAGGGGACUUUCUGCCAACUUUUCUUGUACGCCUUGGGAAAGCCAGUUGCCCUGAACCCAGCAGACACCGUGGAAUGUCCUUUGCACGCAUUAAAUGGUACAGAACUGAAGCCUUGGAAGCAAUUUGGAACUCGAUCUUCUCUUCCUUAAAUGAAAAGUUAUUGACCAAAUGGACUUUUUAAAAGACACAGGACCCUUAACUUUGCCCCAAAGCGAGGGGCUCCACACCAACCCCAGGCAGAGGAACACUCAGACAGAUUAAGAAUACUGUUGACCUGUCACUGUUUAUUAUUUCAGCACUAAAACUGAGGAGCCUCAACUGCUGGCUCUUCUUCCCUUUGUAUUUGUGUAAGGAGCACUGCACUCCCAUAAAAGGUUUUAAAAUACAAAAUGUACAAGAACACACAAUUCCAAGUGCUGUAAACAUAACUGAGAACCAGUUCCUUUACUAAACAUCCAUUUUAUAAAAUACAAGGUUUCAAUUUGAGCCCAUCUGAGCCUUAAAGAUCCAUUCUGAAUACCAAAAACGGCUUCACAGCCAGGCCCAGAAGAGGUCUGGUGAUAAUGGCUGGCCCUGGGUGGGGAUAGUUUACACCUGGGCAGCAACACCGCACAUGAACCCAAAGACAUGUUCUUUUUAAAGCUGUUUUCAGCCAUGUUUCUCUGUGCAUCUCCAGUAAGCAGAAGGCUACUCAUUCCAUUCCUCAACCCAAGAGCUAGCCCAGUUAGAGUAGGAGGGGGUGCGUACUAGCACGUGCCCAGUUGCUCAGUGCUGCUACUAGAAAUUGAUUUGCAUAGUCCAAUGGAUGUGUGCUUUAACACCACUAUGUUGCACAAAAAUUUAAGUCUUUAUCUACAAAGCCAAAAAAUAUUGACUCAACACCAAAGCUUUUACAAAGCUGAUAUAAAACUGCUUACCUAGUAUACAAAGCUCUAUUUUAAAAUUUAAUGUUUAUUUUAAAUAGGAAAGCAUUUCUAGUGCUACAGGCAUCAAGGUAUUUAGAAGGCAUCAAAAUUUGGUGCAUAGCAACUCUGGAUCAUAGAGGCUUUUAAUUCUUGAAGGCAGCAAAGCAGCCCCCAAAGGGUAUUGCAAGGGGAACUCUUGCAAUAACCUCAUAUGAGGCAGCUACACCAGGGGCAAAAAGGUAGAAGCAAGUCUGGCCAUUUCUCUGGAAUGUCAACUGAGAAGCCAACUUCUUGCCCCUCCGAAGGAAGCUGUGGGCUUCCAACCACAGGCCCAGAAGCAAAUCUCACUAUCCACAUUCUGUAACACAACUCACUUUUCAAGAAAAUUUGAAAACACCCAGCUCCAAGAGAGGCCACAGUGAUCUGCUGAAGGAUAGACCUUUUUCUCUAACUAACUUUAGGGGAGAAAUCUAAAAUAUAUUUUGUUUUUUUUAAAGACCAUACUUCCUCAUCCUGAGUCAACAGCUCCUACCCUACUGACAACAGGUGGUGGGCAAUAGGCCAGCUCCCUUUCCCAGACCUGAGGUGGCCUUAGUAGAGAGAGUCCUGGCAUCAAGGGCCUGCAGUCUCCUGGAAUAACAGCAUCAGGCCUUCAACCAGCACACUGUCUCACAUAUAGGCACUCAAAAAAUCUGCUUCCUGAAUCAAUGAAAGUAUAUUAUUUCAUUUGAAAGCAUACUGCAAACUUCAGAGGCUGUGUAAUGGGCCCAGGAACAGGUAAAAAAUCCCAUUAGGGAGAGGGGUAAGGGCAGGUUUGUUUUUUUUUUAAAGUACCCAACUCGGGUACCUCCUUUGGUAGACAGCAGGCUGCAGUUUCUGCUGGGCCCUGCCUUGGACACCAGUCUCACCAGCAGCAGCACCAGGGUGUCUUUGGUGUGGAGGGUCAGGUUAUCACUUCUGGAUGUGCUCAGAGCCUUCUGGGGAAAAGGCUGGUUUUUAGAUCAUACAGACAGGGCAGGGUAGGCCAGAAUCAUUUCAGGCUAUAAACAGAACGGCAGAUAAGCCUUCCAUGCCAGUAUGACUCUUAAAACCUUCCCAUCUGGAGUCCUGUAUUUUUCUCUGCCCAUGCUAAUGUACUGCUCAUUUGUGCUUUAGCUCUGCACACAGCCUGGCCUCUAGAGAAGAGUUAGAACUGCAAAGCUGCCUAAACCGCUGUGAGACUGGCUUCAAAGGUCACAGAACAGCCAAAGGCAGAUGCUUCUGUUUGGAAAAGGUUCUAGGACCAGACGACACAAACAGGAAGAGCACUCCACAGCCUACUAGUUUUUAUGAUGGCAAGAAAUGAAAGUGACCAAGCUAAAACCCCACCAUUCAGAGUCACCUUAAAUGUAGCCAUCUUACCCAGGGUCCUGAGGGAAAAAGCAAUUUCAACAUGGAGCCAGUAUGGAGAGAUUGCAAGAUUACCUAGAAAGUUACCAAAAGGCUAUGCUCUGGAAUGUCUUUUUAUAUUCCAACACUUCAAUGAUGGAAUGGUCUCUUCUCAUUUUAUCUAACAACAGUUUAGUUUUAUAAAGAGGUAUGAGCUACAUUUGGCUUUAUUUCCUAUAAAUCUAUGAAAGUCUUCAGGACACAUGCUGACUUUCUGAGGCAUAGGUGUGGGCUUGGGAUAUUUUUUUUUCUUUCUUUUUUUUUUUUUUUUUUGCUUCUGGAAGGUCUUAUCAAAAGUUCCUAUUUUAAAAAUUAUCAUAAAAACUAAAGGGCCCUUCAAAUGACCAUAAAGCAGUACAAAUCACCAAUCCUAGCUAAGUAACCAGGUCACCUGCAAAAGCAGCACCUCGGAAACAAGAGAGGCUGCUGCAUUCACACUCAAAGCACCCAUCAUAUAAAAGUAUCCUAGUUAAAUAUAAAAAGCAAAGCUCAUUUCCCCAAAGCUCAAACAGCCUAUGCUGCUCCUGUUCUUUUGCCAAAUCUACCCAAGGCCUGAGGUGGAGGAAUGCUACUUUCCCACAAAUGGUGGGUCCCACUCCUGGCUCCAGACCUGAAGGCUGCAGAGUUGGAAACCCAAGGUCCAAGGAGAGAAACAUGCUGAGAAGUUGGUGGUGGACACAAGGCUGCAGUGAGCACUGUUAGAGCCCGUCAGAUCUUCCUAAAUCCAGGGACUCAGGACUCCGGAGGGGAGCCUGCCUGCUCACCCCUGCUCCUUGGGAAACAGAAAUCUGGGACAUGUCUCUCCCAAUUAUCUCGUUCACUGAAAAACAAGAAAAGGGAGAGUGAUUAGUGACCUCUGAGUGACUAGCCAUAUGAUGCCCAAUGCUGAGCUCUACCUCAGACAUUUCCCUUCCCAUGGCUUUCUGUAAAGAUAAAGGCAGUGUCUGAAGCCUGCUCCUGAGCUGAGUGGCAUUAGAGAUGGAAACAUCACUCCACAAACUGCUCCAGACCUCUUUUUCUCUCCCUCUCAUUCAGCUCAUUUUGGGUUGGGAAGGGGGCUUAUCCUCACUCUAAAGGUAUGUUUAAAUAAGUAUUCACCUUACUCUAACUUUUCUUCAAUUCGUAUCUCUUUGAGAAAGUUUUUAUUUUCUACAAUGCCACCUCCUAUGUAAAUGGAAUGAAAGUAAAUGCUUUGGUCAGAAU
This is a messenger RNA of Nomascus leucogenys (northern white-cheeked gibbon), 6304 nucleotides long. The record is from RefSeq and is a predicted model, not a curated record. NCBI's taxonomy places the organism in Eukaryota, Metazoa, Chordata, Mammalia, Primates, Hylobatidae.